AUGAAGCGAGAACCGAAGGCAGGGGUUUUAGCUUUGGCCAUGAACCUUUUUUUGGACCUGAGGAACUACCAGUACAGUCUGUCGGUGGUGGAGGGCCUGAGGAUCCACAUGGAGAUGGGCCACAGCUACAUCGAGAUCCCCAAAAACAGCUUCAAUGAGAUGCAGAAGGUGGUGAAUGCAUCCAACGAGCACGUGAUCAGUAUCGGAGCCAGGUUCAGCUCGGAGGCCGACUCUCACCUGGUGUGUUUCCAGAACGAGGAGGGGAACUAUCAGACGCAGGCCAACAGCAAGCCUGGCAAGACCCGCACAGUGACUGGAGCCAGUUUUGUUGUGUUUAACGGAGCACUGAAAGCCUCCUCUGGAUUUAUUGCCAAGUCCAGCAUAGUUGAAGAUGGGUUGAUGGUGCAAAUCCCCCCAGAGACCAUGGAGUCCCUGCGCACCGCCCUGAGGGACCAGACAGACUUCCAGAUACCCUGCGGCAGGAACGAUGGAGGAGAGGUCCGAGAAAUCGUCACUGUCCGCUGGGUCGACCUGAGUUCACCCGUCAACACAGGCAUUACCAGCGGGGUGGAUGGCAGACCUCUGGAUGGGGUCCGCAGUGUGAGGGUGCAGCAGGACACUGAGUUUGAGUCUGACGGACGCACCAUCAGUUGCACAGAGGUGUUCUACCAGCUCAAGGCCCCGGACAGCAACUUCUCGUCGGUGCUGUCGUCCUGCAGCGUGUUCCAGAAGGAGAUGGCUCUGGCCGCCUGCAGCGCUCUGACGCCUCACCUCGCUGUGCUCGCCUCCAGCGGGAUCAACUCCCUCACUCUGCGCAUCUCUACACAGGCUGAUAUGGUGGAGUACCAGGCGGGCUGCGGGGGCCGGCUCCUCCCUCAGCGCUACAUGAACGAGCUGGACAGCGCUCUGAUCCCCGUCAUCCAUGGCGGGAGCGCCAGUGUCCCCCAGACUGCCAUGGACAUGGAGUUCAUCUUCUACAUCACACACACCAUCUAAUGCACAUGCAGACACACUAAAACAAGUAUUGGAGAUGGCUGAGCACAGAGAGAAGCUGUAGAUGUUGGCGGGACAUGCCAUGCAACAUGUUUGCAAAGUUUGGACAUGCAGCCAGUCGCAGCGGCACAACACUCCCCCCCUGAGGUUGGGAGUGUACUUUCGGAGGGAUGUAAACUGAUUUUCUGUUAUCGAAGUGCUUUCCGUGCUCACCAAAGCUGCUUUAAUACAAGAAGCCUAACACUAAACAAGGAUUACGCAACAUGACCAAAUACAACCAAGCUCUUCAGCCCGUUUCUUCUGCUCUGCCUUCCAGGCUCCCUGCUGCCUCCGUCAGCUCGGAGCUCAUCAGUGAAUGUUUCCCACAGGCGCUCUAUCGACAUGUCUCUCAUUUGGAUGUAUUUAUUAUAUUUUAUGGGCUUAUUGAAUGAAAUGAUGGUAUUAAAGCAAGGGAUAUUACUGACUGUAGUUUUCAGUACUUCGGAGGUGAUACGUGUGAUCAGGUGCUCGCCCCGCUCUUAAAAACCGCAGGGAUAGAAAUAAAUCGCAUCUCAUUUCCUCUCAAGGUACUAUGCUCUCAUCUCAUAUGCUGGGGUAAGAUGACACUGCACAGGAACACUCCGGGCCUCAUGCAGGAAAACAUUUGGGUCCUAAACUUCUGACAUUUUAUUAGUAAAGUUUUCCUUCCACCAUUGUUUCAGUUAACUAUUACCAAACUCAAAAACUCAUUUAAAAGUGAUAAAUGAAACCAAAUGUGUGGAUAAGCAUAAUCAAGGCCACCAAAAAUGAAUGAAGGCGAUGGAGGUCAACGAGAACAUUUGACAGUGUUGUAACAUUUUCAGGUGCUGUAACAGGAAUGAAAAAUAGUCAAAGCUUAUCGUAAAUUUGCAGCCAUACAUGAUGGUGAUAUGUCGAUAAGAAUAUGAAUUUACCAAGGAGCUUAUUUUGUGUUUAGGUAACAUAUUUAAACUCCUCCAUAAUUGCGAUUUUUAAGUCAAACAUGUAUUGUUCAACAGAUCCGGACUAUAAAAUGAGUUAUUGAUCUAAAGAAAUGAAGUGGAUUUCCGGAUCCUUCCAUGAGGCCGGCUGUGUGUCAGUAACAGGUUGUGUGUCCGGAUGAAGCUCAGCUCAUCUCCACAGGAGGAUACAUGUGGCUUUAUAAUCCAAGAGGUGAUCAGCCAUCUAGAGCUUCCUCUCCAUGCUAAGAGUGAAUGUGUCCGGUGUGUUGGAGCAUCCUGUCAUGGAUCAAACUCAAGUUAAUUUAAAACAUUAGCAUUACGUUUUGCUUUUCUUAUUUUCUGCUUCAGCUAAAAAUGUCUAAACAUGUUUACUUCUGAUGGAGCAUGUGUUACUUUAUGAGCAGCACAGCGUCCUCUUUCACGGCUGAAAUACCAAUGAUUUCUUUACUUCAAGAUAUUUGACGAUGUCUCCUUCAGGGUUUGAGUUAAAUGAUCAGAUUUUGCACACCUGAUGAGAUCUUUACAUCACAUUGUAUGGCUCUGUAAGCAUUUUGAAGUCAUCUCACACUUUUUUGCAUUUUUAAAAUUAAGCAAUUCUACAUGUACAGGCUUUUGUGAACACUUUUAAAUGAGAAGAUUACUGAGAAAUAUCGUUAUUGGCUUUCUUGCCAAGAGAGGAGAUUGCUCGAUCUGUUAGUGAAAUAUAAAGAAACAGCCAACGUAGCUGUAGCUUCUUAUCUAGAGCACAGACACCCGAGUGAUAUCUUCUAACUCGGCAAAGAAUAAGUGCGUUGAUUUCUGGAAAUUAUUUAACCAAUGCUUAAAGAGAUCUCUUGUGUGUGUCCUGAGGGCAGUAGAAGUUCUCUCGUGUUUUGUAUGGAGCAGGAACUCAAAGUGUUUUAUCAAAAUAUCCAAAGCAGGCUAUAUGUAUUUUGUAUUUAUUUCAUGUAUUUCCCAUUAGCUUUAAGGCUCUUUCCAACCGUUAAAACACAUGUAGGUUUUUAAUCAGUCAAUAACAACAGGGAUAACGUCGCCCUUUUUGCUUCACCAGCUUGUCUUUAUCACCAAAUGUAAAGCUUGUUUCAAAUGCCAGUAUCCUCGUACGAGUGAUGUGGUUAAAGGAAGGACUUAUGAUAAAAGUAUUAUCUUUAAAUUCAGAAUGAAAGAGCGCACACAGGUUGUAUUCCUGUAAAAUGCAUCCUGGUUAGCAUGCACUGUUUAAAGUAGCUUUGCACAAUUCAAGUCUCAGUUUUUUCAUCUCGUCCCAGAAGCCCCCUUUUCAGUUUUUGUCUAAAUGUAUAAAAGAAAAACUAAGCGUAGAGAUUUGUUUUCGUUUUGGUGUUUUCUUUUUAAAACAAUGAAGAGUUAUUUUUGGAAUCAUUGGUACAAAAGUAAAAAUAAAACAGAAAAAUAGUUCAUAUUUUUGAUAGGACAAUAGGCUACAUUCAUUUUGAAGUUUGUGUAGCAUCUUUGAAGCACUGGGAGGAAUAAUAAAUAAUAAAAAAAAACACUAGACAGUUAAUCGCAGAAAUUAAAAAAAUAUAUAAUUUUGUCAUAAGGUGGAAAAUGUGUAAUCCUAAAAUGCAAUGCAUAAAGAAUGUAUAGUAAAGUGUAAAAAUCUAAAUAAAAGCAGCUUUACACCAGCUGUAAGCUUUCU
This is a messenger RNA of Notothenia coriiceps (black rockcod), 3609 nucleotides long. Its product is annotated as zinc finger FYVE domain-containing protein 16-like. Bases 1 to 996 code for a protein of 331 amino acids. The transcript has 8 exons. Gene Ontology annotation, biological process: endosomal transport. The record is from RefSeq and is a predicted model, not a curated record. NCBI's taxonomy places the organism in Eukaryota, Metazoa, Chordata, Actinopteri, Perciformes, Nototheniidae. Gene Ontology annotation, cellular component: early endosome membrane.